GAUAACUCCUCCUUUAUAUUCCAGUACAGGUUUGUUCGACUAUUGUGAAUGGUUGAAAGGAUUGUGUUUCGUAUUGGUUUAGACGGACUCUGGUAUUACGUUUUGAUUCGUUGGUCCACAUUGCCCGGUGUCCGGGUAAAAUGGCGUCGGAAGAAUACUGCUCGGUACCACCUCGAUGGCGGUCGAUAUCACUAACCCACGUAGAGUUCCCUGCUGGUGAUCUGACGGGACAAUUGUUGGCCUACACCAGCCUGCUACCCGUAGUGAUCCUUGUGGGCUUUGUCACCCUCAUAGUGUUCAAGCGUGAACUGCACACGAUCUCCUUCUUCGGUGGGCUCGUACUGAACGAAGGGGUGAACUGGCUGCUGAAGCAUAUUUUAAGGGAGCCCCGCCCAUGUGAAGGAGCUCACGCAACCCUGACCACUGAGUAUGGGAUGCCCUCCAGUCAUUCCCAGUUCAUCUGGUUUUUUGUUGUUUACUUCUUGCUUUUUCUUUAUUUAAGAAUGCAUCAAACGAACAACGCUCGCUGUGUGGAGCUGCUGUGGAGACAUAUACUGUCCAUCACCUUGUUAGGUGUGGCCUUCUCCGUGUCAUACAGCAGGGUUUACCUGUUGUACCACACCUGGAGUCAGGUAUUCUACGGGGGAGUGACCGGUAGCACCAUCGGAGUAGUCUGGUUCUUCUUCACACAGGAGGUGCUGACACCGCUAUUCCCCAAGAUGGCAGCAUGGCCGAUAUCAGAGUUUUUUCUGGUGAGGGACACAAGCCUGAUCCCCAACAUCCUGUGGUUUGAGUACACGGUGACCAGAUCAGAGGCAAGAAACAGACAACGGAAGCUUGGAACAAAACUUCAGUGAUCGUAGCAGUUCCUUGGUGAAACUGAGUAAAGGACCACACACACACACACACACACACACACACACACUCUCGUAAAAAAACACACUGGAGAAUCAUCUUCUGGACUGACCUGAUUGCAAUGAAAAAAGGGCCAACCCAUUUUACAGGUGGACCUAAAGAGAGUGCCAGGACACGGCCCGGAGCCUGCAGCCUGAGCAAGUCCGUCCACAUGCCUCACUUGGUACAGCUUUGCCCAAAUGCUCCCCCGAUGCAUAAAAAACCGUGAAAGAGGCAUACUAUUUAAUGACAAAUUAAUAUAUACUUUAACCGUAAACUCACACACAGACAGGAACCAUUUACUGUAAGAAAGAUUUUCAGAAACCAACGGAGGGCUAACAAAACAUUGGCUGGUGUUAAUACACCAUGACGUGUCACUUUUUUGUUUAGAGUUUGCUGGUGGGGAGAAAUAUGAGAUUGGUGGGGUAAACGCUUGUUUUUUUGGGGGGGUCUUAUAUUACAGAAAAGAGAACCAUUUUUAAAACUCUGGUGUAACGUGUAAUACAUAAACAAAUGUGUACAUUGUUAAAAUUAAAGUGAAAAG
Molecule: messenger RNA, 1438 nt
Organism: Oncorhynchus gorbuscha (pink salmon)
Lineage: Eukaryota; Metazoa; Chordata; Actinopteri; Salmoniformes; Salmonidae
Product: dolichyldiphosphatase 1-like
Exons: 8
Coding region: 141-857 (238 amino acids)
Biological process (GO): protein N-linked glycosylation; lipid biosynthetic process
Cellular component (GO): intracellular membrane-bounded organelle; endoplasmic reticulum membrane
Molecular function (GO): dolichyldiphosphatase activity
Source: RefSeq, a predicted model, not a curated record